UGCUUACAGUUUAAAAAUUUUAAUUUACUGAGUAUUAUAGUCUAUAUUAUGCGAUUUUAUGUAGCCUAGUCAUAGAAUACUAGACCUUGGAUUUCCUUAGCUACGCCAACUAAAUAAACAUCGUGUAAACCUGCAAAAUGUUUUAAAUUAAUUUAACUAACUACUUGGAUUUGUUAUUAGGCCUAACCAUAGAGACAUAACCUAAUUUACUUUUCUUGGUUGAGAAUUGAUUGAUUAGCCUAUGUAAAGUCCAUAAAUCCGACGAUUGUGUUUUGUACAAUGUCUAAAAUAAAAUAUUACUUCUGUAAAAAGAAAUCAUUUACUGUCAUUUGUUUUUAUAUCGGGUUCUUGUGUCUAACUUUGCAAUUUGUGGUGUUUUUCGUAUUACUGCAUACCUUGGACGAUAAAGGGAUACUUACAAGUGAUGAAGGUUCAAACAAGUUCUGCCGGUUGUACAUGUCAGAGGAUAUUGAAAUACUUGCUCUAUUAACCACAAAAUUAGGCUUUUCUUUUGUGCUACUAGAUGAAAGGUUUCUAGACCCACAAGCUGUUCAGAACAAUAAAAUACUAAACUUACAAUGCAGUCAUUGUGAUUACUGUAAGCCUUUAAUUUUAGCUCUUGAUUAUGGAACUUAUUUUGAAAGAAGGAAGCAGUUCCUUACUAAGAUUGUGGAUGAAGAUUUCAAUUUGAUUACGUUUUACAACAUCCAUCCUGAUCAGUCUGUACCAGAACUGGAUCACGUUGAGAUUGCUGUGUUUUUGACUAGAAAAUCUACAGUUCAAGUUGUUUUACUUCAUCCUAGGGAGGACAACACCUGGUGGUUUGGUGACCUUCACAGUGAUCUAUCUGGCGAGUCCAAACUUGCCUCUCUAAACCUCACAUACCGGAACAUCAACCUGAUGGCUGUUGAGGGAUCCACUGAAAGGUUUGAAACCGUUCCCUCUCAGUUGAAAGACGACUCAUCAUUGUUGUUGCCGAAGGACAUAAAAUCAUUUUUGUCUGACUUAAGCUGUUCAAAAUUUAUUGAGUGUAAUACAACUAGAGCGACACUUUUUCGUAGCAAAUUCAAGCCAGAUCAAAGUCCAGAAGCUCGGAGAUUCAGACAUAAAGUGUGGAAAAUGCUAUCGAGAGUCAAAACUGUCAUGGAUUCUUUGAAGAUUCCAUUUUGGUUAAGUAGUGGGACAGCUUUAGGUUACUUCAGAGAAUGUGACAUAAUAGCCCACAGUAAAGACGUAGACAUCGGUACUUGGGCUACUUCUUACUCUCCCCAAAUAGUUAUGGAAAUGCAAAGACGUGGCUUCCGUCUUAAAAUAUCUCUGGGUUUCCCGAACGACUCGCUAGAGUUGUCUUUUGUAGACGAAUCUGGCAUUAAAUUGGACAUUUUCUUCUUUUAUCAGGACGAAGAACAUUACUGGAAUGGCGGAACUCAAGUGAAGAGUGGCAAAAAGUUUAAGUAUGAUUUUCCAAAGUUCAGCCUAUGUUGGACGCUGUUUAAGGAUCUGAGAGUUCGCAUCCCUUGUGAGACAGAAGAAUACAUCAAAGCUAACUACGGCCCGGAUUGGUUUGUUCCCGUAACAUCAUGGGAUUGGAAAACUAGUCCGUUCAACGUCAAACCUAAUGGGAUGUGGAGAACAGAUCAACUGACCGAAGCUAUAAAAUUGUAUCCAACAUGAAAGUAAAUUAGAGUUUGGUUUUCCGUCGAAGAAAUAGAAAGGUUUAAAGAAAGGUAACCAUUAAAAACUUGCAUAUUAUCAAUACAAUUGAUGGGGACGCCACCUAGGUGUGCAUUUCAAUCCAAAUAUGAGUGAUGGAUGAGUGUAAUGGAGUGAGAUGAUCUGUGUAGCUUUUUUACUGACUAAGAUCAGCUGUUUCAUUAGUCAGGACCAUUUAUUUAAAGCCCAAAAUCAGGAACGGCUGGGUAAUCAAGUAAAUAAGAAUAAGUGGCCCUAAAGAAAAUACCAAACCUACUUGUUUGCUAUGAUUCAUAAUGAUAUCAAAACAUACGUGCCAUAAUGUUCGGGGUUCUUGAUCUCAUAGUUCGAGUAGUAUUGUUGAAGAUUUGGUCAUGUCCUGGUUUCUCAGAUUGGUUUUGUAAGAGUAAUUUAUGGUUUUCAAUAAUGUUAGGUUGAGGUGGCAUAACAAAGUGUUAAAUCAUACUCAGCCACAAAAUGUACCAUUACCUUGAGAAACUGCAAGUAGAAACUGCUCAUUUAUGUGAACCCGAGCACAUUGGAAACAAUCAAUUCCUCGUCAAAUUUCUCAAAAGUAUUGGAUUAAUAUGUUUAGCUCUGCUCAAUAUUGCAAGUAAACAACUUCAUUGUACACUUAGUUAUAGUCUUCCAUGUUCAAACAGUAUUUUAAAUGUUAUUUUUCAACAUCAGCUAAU
Messenger RNA from Macrosteles quadrilineatus (aster leafhopper), 2387 nucleotides. RefSeq names its product ribitol-5-phosphate transferase FKTN-like. The coding region runs from base 280 to 1674 and encodes 464 amino acids. The record is from RefSeq and is a predicted model, not a curated record. The transcript is spliced from 6 exons. Lineage: Eukaryota; Metazoa; Arthropoda; Insecta; Hemiptera; Cicadellidae.